Cydia amplana is the source of this 782-nucleotide messenger RNA. RefSeq lists its product as uncharacterized. The transcript has 6 exons. Bases 51 to 767 code for a protein of 238 amino acids. The record is from RefSeq and is a predicted model, not a curated record. Lineage: Eukaryota; Metazoa; Arthropoda; Insecta; Lepidoptera; Tortricidae.
UGACGUCCAAUACCCAAUACUAUCGCGACUUGGGACUGAGUUAGGGCAGUAUGGAGAAAGUGCUUAUGUGUUGUAUUUUAUUAUUGAACGGGGGGCUGGUUUACUCACAAUUGUUGAGUACAGUUAGUAAUGUCCAUUUAGUGAACCACAUUCCAUAUAUUCUGGAGUUCAUGGGAACUGCUAUGAAGGAUGUCGAGGCUUACGGCUGGUGGAACUUGAAAAUACCGGACUAUGUGGUUGAAAUCGAUGAAGAUGUAUUCGAUUGGAAAGUCAAAGGCCACGUUGCCUUCAAAAAUGGCUUUGUCACGUCGAUCCAGAAACUUGACCUCAUUCAGAAUACCCUCCAACAGAUUUGGCGGUUUGACAACACAGACAAUACUACCAGCGUGUUUGCCCAGGCUACGCUGAGGAUGACAGAUGUGAGGUUGGGCUACGACGUCGAAGUGACGUUGGAGGAUGGCAGCCUCCACCAUUUCACAGGGAUCUUUAGACACAACCUCGUUCAGUUUCCCUUUGCGGUAAUAUAUAAUAUGUUUACUGAAGAUUAUUCCGCGACGGUGACAAUGGAUACUCUGGCAAGGAGCACGAACAAGAUGAUUUUCGCUCCUGCUACGGCUCUUACGCAAGUGCUGUCACACUCGUAUGAUGUGGCAAGCGCCGCCGAUGGCAUGGCAUCCUGGGCUGCACAAGUUUUUCAACCCAUCCUCCUCAACGUGGCUCUCAACAAGGUGGAAUUCCCUCAAAUCUGUUACAACUGCCCCGCUUAAAUAUUCGCUUCUCGU